UCAGUAUAUUCGUGUAAAUUGUUGCGUUUAGUCGGUCGUUCCAUAUAAACUUGUGUUGGAAAAACCAAAUCUUAAAUAUCAAAGAUUGUGAAUACGGUAUAUUGUUUGUGCUUUAUUCGUUUUGGUAGCAAAAUAGACCACCGAUUUAAUUGUAUUAACUCAAAAGUGUAGCCGUGGAAUUGAAACAGAAAAGAAUUCGAAAAGAAAUUUAUAUUGGCACUUUGGGUGCUCAACAGGUCGGCAUGAUAUAAAAAUAAUCCGUUUUAAAGUCGCGAUAAGCGUCGAAGCAAUUUAAUUAUUAUUAUUUUUUCUGUUUUUAUACUUUACUUAACUAAAACUUGUAUCCGUACAAACAAUACAAAUACAUACGUAUUACGUGACCAAUAUAAAUAAAUUUAAAAAAAAUAUUUUUUUUUGUAAAAUCUUAUUGAAAUUAGAACAACGUCCACAAGUUUUUGUUUGUUUGUUUUUUUUUUUCUUCAUUACUGGUGUAUUAAAGUUGUUCGGUGCUUAUAUUCGUUAAAUGCCACUAAACCAAAUACGUGGAUUAUUGGGCGAUUCGCAGUCAACAUCAACGAUACAUUCAACUGUUACACGGCCUAUCAACGAUACUGCCUGCAUGGACUGCAUGGACGGUACAUAUAUUUGUACGGCGUACAAUCCACGAUGCUUUCUCUUACAAAAGGUUGCACAAAAUCCAUCACCAUCGAUUUUGGAAUUGGCCAGGGAUAAUUCGGAACUGAAAGUAGAAUCAACGUUCGUAGACAGUUUUCAUUCACCAGACUUUUGCUUUGAACAUGAUACAAAUUUUAUGGCAAGUGAUGGUUAUGUGUACAUGAAUGGAGAAACAGACAAGUCAUCCGUUGGAACGAUGUAUGCGUCUUCUCCGGACCAACCAAUAACAACUGUAACGCCGAACGAACAGCAAUCGACAUCGGUCACAGCAAAUGCUAGCAUUUUAACACAAUCGUCAUACGUAUCACGUUCACUCGCUGGAACUGGUGUUCAAGACACGGAAUUUUCAAAUAUGAAUGGUGCAAUGUCCGGUUCAUCGUCAGAUGGUGCUGAAAUGUAUCCGGAUACAGCUGGCAACGGUGAUGGUACUACAUUUACGACACCUGAAGGCAACAGUAUGCCAAUGGAUCAGUUGAAGCAAAUGUUGUGCAGUCAAUUAGAAUAUUAUUUUUCGAGAGAGAAUUUGGCCAAUGACACAUACUUGGUAUCCCAAAUGGAUAACGACCAGUAUGUACUGAUUUGGACGGUUGCUAAUUUCAAUCAAGUUAAAAAGCUAACGACUGAUAUCAAAUUAAUCACGGACGUUCUACGAGAAUCGUCUGUUGUCCAAGUGGACGAAGAAGGACUAAAAGUUCGUCCAAACCAUAAGCGCUGUAUCGUAAUUUUAAGAGAAAUUCCAGACAACACUCCCAUCGAGGAUGUUAAGAAUUUAUUCAAUGGGGAGAGUUGCCCCCGGUUCAUAUCAUGUGAGUUCGCUCACAACAAUAACUGGUAUGUGACAUUUGAGUCUGAAGAAGAUGCCCAGCAGGCGUAUAAUUUCUUACGCGAAGUGGUCAAAGAGUUUCAGGGAAAACCCAUCAAGGCUCGUAUAAAAGCCAAACCCAUGAACAGGCUUCCGAUUGCACCACCAGUGCAAAUUCCUAACAAAAAUGGCUUUCGGACGACUCCUCCUCCUCCCGUAUACGAUCCAAACACUUAUGCUACUGCUCAGCCACGUUAUGUGUACACAAACGGUGCAAUUCCUCAAGGAACAGUUCCUUCUUAUAAUGGUCAAGUUAUGUUUCCAUUCCAGCAACAAUUUUAUCAACCAUUGAUGCAACCAUGGCCUACUCAAGCACCACCACCUGGUCAAAGCUACUACGAGCUUGGCAACGUUUUUUCAGCGAAUGGCCUAACGCCACAAGUAGCGUUUGCGUCAAAGCCUCAGGCGCGAUUCCCGAACCACCGUACUAUAAGGAAUAAACGAAUUAUGAAUCACGACCAUCGACAGACUGUUGAUCAGUCCAUACAUCAGAUGCAAAAUCAAACGCUGAACAAUCACCGAACACUACACGGUACUCCGGGCAAUAUGUCGCAUCAUAGCAAUUCCACACAACAGCAACAAUCACAGCAGCUUAUCACCAGUCAACACGUGAAUAGUUCUCAGCAAUCACAAUCGGUGCCGGCCAAUGCAGCUAUGUAUAAAUCACAAUCAAUUUUAAGUCACGGAAGUAGUUCGAAAUCCUCAGAUGCCUACCACUCAAACAAAAUGCCCAAAGAUAGUUCUUCGUUUCCCGUAUCGUCCAAUGUGCCACAAAACAUUAGUCAUAGCCAUCACCAUCCUCCCCCUCAUUAUCAUCAACAUCACCAUCCUCAUGCCCAUCCGCAUGCACAUCCACAUCCUCAGCCAUCGCAACACUACAAUUACCAACAACAUCAGCAACAACAACAACAACAGCAGCAGCAACAACAACAGCAACAACAACACCAGCAACAGCAGCAGCAUCAACAGCAGCAGCAGCAGCAGCAGCAACAACAACAACAACAACAACAACAACAACAGCAACACCAUCAACACAUGGACCAAAACGAUGGCGUUCCAUCAAACUCUGUUCAGUCGACAACCAAAUUGGUUGCAGAUAACGAAGAUUAUAGCAAUGCGCACCGACCAAUGCCAGUUUCGGGCAAAGAGCAAUGGAUUCCUCGUCGACGUCGACGAAAAGACGAAGAAAUUAAUGUCAGUGCUCGUUCAAGCAACAGUUCCAGCGGUAAUCCAGGAAGCCAUCAUAAUAAAAUAUCUCCAGCUAGUCCAAACCAGCCAGCAUUUAGCGGUAACAAUCGUGAUGCUACGACAAGUGGUAAUUCCGUUACAUCGAGUGGGCAUACAAUCAAUACUAGGCCGAUAGCACAACAGCAAUUCGAUUUGGCAGAAUCUUCCUUUCCACCACUACCAGUUCUUGACCAAAAUAUACCGACUUCUGCGGCUGCGCCAGCCAAUCAAAAUGUUAUGAACAACGUUUCCAAAUCAACGGAAGGCUCAACAUCGGGAGACGUUGCUGGGACAUUGGAUGCAACACCCAAUAAACUAGUGGCUGCAAUUGUGCCAUCAACGGCUGCUUGGGGAGAAAGCCGUCUUGCUGAUGUGGUCAAAGGUACUGCCAAAACCAAGUCCAGCAAAACGGAUAAAGAUGUACACAGUGAUACUCGAUCGAAUUCGGCCUCGCCAACUCCGGCAUCACAUCAAAAUCAACAGCAAUUCCACUCAGUGGGUAGCCAAAAAUCAAACGAAAAUAGUCAUACCGUGAUAUCAGUGAAAACUUUACAAAAUGUAGACACUUCUCUUGCUCAACGUAGCGGCGGAGCAGUAGGCGAACAACAAACAGAAGGUGAAUUGAAUGUGCUUAGUAGUGUUGCUUCACUUCCCCUGACGCCUCCCUUUUCACCAGAACAAUGUGUCGCCCCAAUAAUAGCGACGUCAAACAAUCCCAAUAACAAAAUCAAACCACCUGUGAUAAUCAAAUGUACAACCGCUGACAAAUCCACAAAGACUGACGAGUCGUUACUGAACGGCUUGACUUCAAAUGCAUCGUCUAGCCCAUCGUCAGCGGACAACGCAUCGACCAUUCAAAAUCAACUGUUGAACAGUUCAUUUGAGAAUAUUUCGGUUAGUGGGGGUGUUGCAACAACCACUAGUGUUGCCACAAUGACAUCCAUGGAAACUACUUACGGAAGCUCAUCAGUUGCCAAACCUUCGAUUGGUUCAGUAGUGUCAACGUCGACGAUGACAACAUCAAUACCGAAGGCCCAUACUCAGCAAUACAAACAGAAUACAUCGAAACCAAUUCAACAGCAAAAGUCCUCCACGAAUAAUCCUAGCCAAACUCAAGUCUUCAUCUCACAAACGCAACCAACUUCUCCAUCACCUGCAUCGCCCGGUACGGGCCAUUUAACCGAAAAUUUUGUUGCACUUGCAUCGCCACCGUUAGCUAAUAAUGUAAUUGUUGAUCAUAAUACUGCCUCAUCAUCGGCCCGAUUGAGCUACGCUCAAGUUGCACAACACAAUAAGGAAUUGCUGAGCAAAACUGCCGAACCGCAAUCAGUUCCAACGCAGCAAACGGACAAGCAGGAAAAACACGUUGAAAAGGAUCAUAAGCGAAAGGACUUUUCGCCGCAACGUGUUACUUCCCAUGGCGAUGCUAGAUUGGAACGAGCAGGUAAGACAUAAUAUUCGCGAUGUUCGCAAUAACAACAACAACAAUAACAACAAUCAUCCUCGUAAAGAACAUCAUCACAUCAAAGAAAAUCAUCGAUCGAAUGGAUCAAAUGUAAAUAAGGCUGUCGAGUCACGUCAUCGUUCGAAUCGAACCCAUCAAUUCAAAGAUUUUUUACAGCAGGGACCACGAAGUCCCAAUUGACAGGUGAUUUUUUGGUUUUAAAAAAAGCUAUUUACAACAACAAACCUACAUAAAAAACAAUAAUUGGUUUCGAAUUACUAUUUUUUUGUUUUCGAUUUCUCUUCUUCAUGAUUUUUCAUUAAAUUGCCGAAAUUAAAUUUAAAAAUGAAAAUUUUGAUUGAGAUAAUUUUUUUGCAAAAAAAAAUGUAAAUUUAACAAACAAAAAAAAAGUAACAAAAUGAAAUGUAGUAGUUAAUGGUCUUAAAUUUGGUGCUUAAAGAUACGUAUAUUGUUUCCAAAACGGACACUUCAUUUAUAAAAAAAAGAUACGAAUGACUGGACUUAGGAGAAAUCCAAGACAAUUGAAUAUUUUUUUUUCGUUUUCCGUAUUUUUGAUGUAAUUUGAAUUGCUGACUCAAACUAUUUUUUUUUUCUUGUAUGUUUUGCAUUUUUUGGUUGAUGUACGUAUCUUUAAGUACAUAUUUCGUUACCUAUUUGUGCAUAAACUACAUUUAUAAAUGCCAAUAAAGAAGAAGAAGAAAAAAAAACUGAGUGAUGAGAGAGCUAGAGAGAAGAGGGUCGAUUUAUUGUUUUUCUUUUUUUUUAAAUAUAUAUAUGAAUGUAAUGUUACUUUAUAAACAUAGAUAAAACCUUAUAAAAUCUAAAAUAAUAUUUAAUAUUAAACAAAAAAAAAUAAUUUAAAUUGAAUUAAGUAAUAAACACAACAAAAAAAAACAUAAAACAUGAUUUAUGAACUAAAAAAAGUAAAAAAAUAAAUUAUUCUUAUAAAUAUUAUAUAUUAUGAGUGUGUGUAUAAAAACAAAACAAGAAAAAAAAUUAAAAUAAAAAAACUAAAGUUAAAAUAACGAUAAUGAAAAUUAAAAAAAUGCAAAACAUUUAAUGAAAUUUAAAUUCGGAUAAUUAAUUAAAUGUAGACCAUCCAUUUUGUAGGAAUAAAAAGAAAGAAAAUUUAAAAAAAAAUGUUAAAAGAACUACAGACAGACACACCCACAACACAAUAUAUAUACACACACACAGCCACCACAAACCACUUAUUAUAGACACAGAGUCACAUAUUGAAGAAUUUGAUGUCUGAAAUUUAAUAAAAGCAAAACAAAAAGAAAGAAAAACCGAAAAAUUUUAUCGAACAAAUAAACAAAGUGUUUACAGUAACUGCAAAAAA
Molecule: messenger RNA, 5571 nt
Organism: Bradysia coprophila
Lineage: Eukaryota; Metazoa; Arthropoda; Insecta; Diptera; Sciaridae
Gene: Larp4B
Product: La-related protein 4B
Biological process (GO): positive regulation of translation
Cellular component (GO): cytosol; cytoplasmic stress granule
Molecular function (GO): mRNA 3'-UTR binding
Source: RefSeq, a predicted model, not a curated record